AUGGAAGAACGCUUGAAGUGUGGCCCAAGCAAUGACCGAGAUCCAGAUGCAUGUGAUGACGACGCAAGGCUAGACACCCAAACUACUCCCAGUGUAGCCAUUAUUGCUGGGGAUAUUUCCAUUGUACGAGAACUACUUGAAAAUUGUAGCGCUGAUGCCGAUUUAGACAACAGAUAUUUUGGAAGACCUUUACAUCUUGCCGCGAGUUACGGAAGGAUCAAAAUCAUUGAAAUUUUGCUUGAUUGA
Messenger RNA from Botrytis porri, 246 nucleotides. RefSeq lists its product as uncharacterized. Lineage: Eukaryota; Fungi; Ascomycota; Leotiomycetes; Helotiales; Sclerotiniaceae. The record is from RefSeq and is a predicted model, not a curated record. The transcript has 2 exons. The coding region runs from base 1 to 246 and encodes 81 amino acids. Gene Ontology annotation, molecular function: protein binding.